AUGACUGUGAUUCACCCUUUGCAAAACACACUCACGUCUCGUGAUGGCUCUCUGGUUUUCGCCAUUGUCAAAAACUCUAUUCUAAGUUUUAAGUAUCAGUCAUCAAAUCAAUGGGAACUUAUUGGCCAAUGGUCUGACGAUUUCGAUAAAGCCCAAGAAAUGAAGAAGAGCGUCACUAAAGAACAGCAAAGACAAAUCAGCGAAAAUGGUAUCAAGAACAAAAAAUUAAAAAGCAAUAAAGGCGACUCAAUUAUCAAGACAGAGGCUAAAAUUCCAUCACCAGGUAUUGGUGCCCCUCCAAUAUAUUCAUAUAUCAGAAACCUACAACUAACUCCAGACGAAUCAAAGCUAAUCGCGUGUGCUGAUUCUGACAAAUCAGUUUUGAUUUUCAAUGUUGAUAAAGCUUCUAAGACAAACGUUUUGAAACUGUCUAAAAGAUUUUCCUUUCCCAAGAGACCCAAUGCUAUUUCGAUAGCUGAAGAUGCAGCCACAGUCAUCGUGGCUGAUAAAUUUGGUGAUGUGUACUCUAUUGACAUGAACUCUAGCCCAGAAGAGAAAUUCACUCAAGAACCUAUCCUGGGCCAUGUGUCUAUGCUGACUGAUGUGUGCAUGGUUAAGGACUCUGACGAUCAUCAAUUUAUAAUCACAAGUGAUAGAGAUGAACAUAUUAGAAUUUCGUACUAUCCGCAAUGUUAUGUCGUAGAUAAAUGGCUGUUCGGCCAUAAGCAUUUCGUUUCUUCCAUAUGCUGUGACAAAGAUUAUCUGUUGCUGAGCGCUGGCGGUGAUAAUGAAAUAUUUGCUUGGGAUUGGAAAACUGGUGAAAAUUUGUCCACUUUUGAUUACAGCGACUUGAUUAAGCCUUAUUUAAAUGACCAACAUUUGGCACCAUCGAGAUUCCAAAAUGAGGAAAACAAUAUCAUUGAGUUUGCCGUUAGUAAAAUCGCAAAAGUAAACAACCUACCGUUUGUUGCGUUUUUCGUCGAAGCUACAAAAUGUAUCAUAAUUUUGGAAAUAUCUGGAAAGGAAAAAGGCAAACUGUCACUAAAGCAAAUCAUAGAUUUGCCAUAUAAUGUCAUUUCAUUGUCCGCACAAAAUGACGAAUUCCAAAUUACUUUAGAUAAUCAAAAGUCGCCUCAAGUUCAAAGCAGUUUCGCCAAAUUUAUUCAGUAUAGUACCAAUGAUGAUAAAUUUGUCAUCAAUGAUGAAAAAUCGAAUCUAUUCGAUAAGGUUAUUACUAAAUCUUUGCAAGAAGAUUCUAACUUGAAUGCUGAAGAAGACGAUAUUUAUCCAUUGUACAAUAUCGCUUCGUUGAGAAAACACGGGGAACAUUAUUCAUAA
Messenger RNA from Saccharomyces eubayanus, 1338 nucleotides. It is a transcript of the gene TRM82, whose product is annotated as Trm82p. The record is from RefSeq and is a predicted model, not a curated record. Gene Ontology annotation, cellular component: nucleus; tRNA methyltransferase complex; cytosol. Lineage: Eukaryota; Fungi; Ascomycota; Saccharomycetes; Saccharomycetales; Saccharomycetaceae. The transcript has a single exon. Gene Ontology annotation, biological process: RNA (guanine-N7)-methylation. Gene Ontology annotation, molecular function: protein binding; tRNA (guanine(46)-N7)-methyltransferase activity. The coding region runs from base 1 to 1338 and encodes 445 amino acids.